Loxodonta africana (African savanna elephant) is the source of this 5613-nucleotide messenger RNA. RefSeq names its product PABIR family member 3 (gene PABIR3). Gene Ontology annotation, cellular component: nucleus; cytoplasm. Gene Ontology annotation, molecular function: protein serine/threonine phosphatase inhibitor activity. Gene Ontology annotation, biological process: mitotic G2/M transition checkpoint. The coding region runs from base 2313 to 2915 and encodes 200 amino acids. The record is from RefSeq and is a predicted model, not a curated record. The transcript has 7 exons. NCBI's taxonomy places the organism in Eukaryota, Metazoa, Chordata, Mammalia, Proboscidea, Elephantidae.
CUCUCCCAAAGGGGAGGAGCGUUUCCAGGGGGGCCGGAGCCUUCCUCGACGUCAUUGGCCCGAGGACCUUGGCGCUCGAUUUCGAAAAGAGCCAAUAGGUUGGAGAACUGCAGCAUCAUCUUUCAGGAGUUUGGUCCAAUAUUGACAGCAAAUAGAGACACGUGGAAUUUCCACGGUUUUUCGCUCCCCAUCUGCAUGCUAUGACCUCUGUAACUUCAUAGCUAAUCCCCGCUAAUUUCUUAAACUCUUCGAUCUUAUUGGUCUUUGUCUGGCGGGGCUGAUUCCUUUUUCAGAUCGUCCAUGUGAAUGCCCUAGACAAAAGGGAAGUGUAAAAAGAAAAAAAAAUUGAGUAAAAGUAAGGCGAAUCUAAUGAAAGUCCAUUCAGCUAGUGAGAAGCACUCAUCUCCAUAUUAUAAACAACGUUUACUUCAACGAUAUUACGAAUAUCCAAAAAGUUCUGGAGAACAAGUAGCAGAACCAGAAAUAUCUUCUUUUUUCUAGGAUUUAUGGAGACCCUAACAAUCGUGAUUCCACAUGUGUGAGACCUGGGAUUGUUUAACAAACAAUUUAUAUAGUACUUACUGUGUACCAGGCACUGUACUAAGAGCUUUAGAAAUAUUAACUCACUUAAUCCUCACCACCUGAAUGACCCAGGGGGAAAUAAUGCCACUGUACUGCGUUAAUUAUACAUGCCUAGAAAGUAUGGAAAAUUUGACAGUUGUGAAAUUGGUUUCAAAAAUUAGCAAAUUUUGCCUGCCUCUUAGAUUCAGUUCUGCCAUGUUAAACUUGCCAAGUUCGAUUGUCAUUUCAUUCCUCAAUAUUUGUGUUUUCUGGUUGUAAUAUGAGGGUUUUUUAAGCACUAGCAAUUUAGGGGAAAUUUUUUUGGAUAGUUUCCCCUAAAUUGCCUGUAUUUUCCCCCAGCUAAAUUAGAAGCAAUAGUCUCUGUUUUUGAGCAGUUCGUGUAUCUGUUUUUAUCUCAAUGUCUCAGCAACCCACAUCUGCUCAAAAAGGUACAGUACCUUCUUUUGUUCACAAAAGCUACUAAAUAAUCAUUUGUUGACCACAUGCACAGUCCCUAACUCUGAGGAGUCAAACAAUUUAGUAGAACCCCUGACUUUCAGAAGUUUAACAGUUUAGAAGAAACUCAAGGAUAUGUGAGACGAAGGAUGCUGUCUUGGCCAUCACGUCUAGGUUUUAUUCACAUGAUUCCUGCCUAUGUAGUUUCUUUUACCUUUAAGAUAAGUCUUUCGGGAGGGUUGGGGCGCUUGUGGUUUGUGAGCAUGAGUUUAACUUACUUUUGUAAUAACUAAAGGCUAAAAAAAAUGUAGGUUAAAAGUAGCCAUGAAAACUAGUACAAUAAAGAGCUGAUUGUGACAUAUUUGUGGGACACGGUUUAUAAGUAAGAGGCUGGGGACAGAUGGCAGCAGACUGAGACAUACAAAGGUAAGAAUAACAGAAGUGUCAAGGUACAGAUCUAAGCAAACCAGCAAUCCAAGAUCAGGACAUACUGCUAUGGAACAGAAAGAGCUUAUCAAGAAACACAGCUAGGCUGGUAUAAUAAUGUGUGGGUAGAAAUGAGAAGAAGUAAAUAUAAUUUCUUUAAAUAUUGUUUGCCACUGUAGCACACAGAAUUCUGAUUUUGUAGCACUUUUUCCUUUUGACAUUCCAGCGUGUGUAUAUACUAUGAAUCCUGUCUACAUCCUUGCAGGUUUUGGUUUCCUGAUAUGUUGCUGCACUUUAAAGAAAACUCUUCCUCUUUGGUAACAGCUGGAAACUAAUCGCCAUCUCAUAUGUUCAACCAUUUUAUACUACUACCUCUUUUCCAGGAACAGUCUCUUAAUUCUUCUUGUUGUUUUAUAAUACCUAGUUUCUUAGUAUUAUUAUACUUAGAUUUUUUAAAAUUAGGUAUCUUUAAUGCUCAAGUGUGAUAUUUUAUUUGCCUGUUCACUCAAUAUCUUUCUAUUAAACCUUACUAUCUGCCAAGAAUCUUAACAAACUCUUUGGAAAGUAAAAUAAUCAGUAGAAUGAGUAUUAGACAUGGGGCAGAAAGGCUGGAGCUCCUACACAGUUUACUCCUCCCACCCUUUCUUUGCUAAAAGUUAACGAAACCGUUACAGGAUUAACAAAGUAGCAGAUGAACUGCUCAGGAACAAUCUCAGUGUGUUGGCUCUCGGGAGAGGGGAGGAAACAGCUCGGGAAAAGAGGCUGCUCCUGAACCACGGUGGCGCCCCAACCGAGGCUGGCAAAGGCGCCUUUAAUGACGCUAAUUGCUUCCGUAGUAAGCAGGCGUCGCGGGGCGGGACGCAGGGCGCAUGCGCAGAGGGGCGGGCCCCAAUUUAUUCUCAAAGGCGGCAGGUUGUAGUUUUUGUUUUGGCUGGAGAGGCUUCCUUCGGGUUGUUAUCGGUGAGCGAGACAAAGGAGUGCGAUUCUCGGAGGUGGCCGAAACAAUAGAUUCCCCCGUUUCCAUUAGAGACGUGGAGGUGGAGGACCUUCUCAGCGCCAACUUGCCCAUAUGUGAACGGGAAACUAAAAGGUUUGAGAACUUCGAACUAAGAAGUGGCUUCCUUGACAUCGACAUGGCACGACAGCAAAUGGAACUAGACCUGGAGAUGCUCCCUAGUUCAACUACCACAGACUGCAACAUCCUGAGAAGAUCCAGCAGUGCACCUUUGAUCAGUGGUCUUGGUGUUAAUUCACAGGUGUUCCAAACUGACAUGUUAAGAACUAGAAGAAACAGUACAAGCUUUAUGAGCCGACCCUGUCUGGAAGAAAGCAUGGGUUUGAUAAACAGAGAAACCAUCUAUGAACGAAGCCAAAGCCCCAUCAACAGUAUCAGACCAAGUGUCCUUGGACCAUUAAAAAGAAAAGGUGAAAUGGCACUUGAAGAUCAACCAAAGAGAUUUUCCAAGGCAUGACCGACAUGCUGUCUUUUAACACCACCCAACUGCCAGAUACGAAUGCGUAGGAGAAGAGUUGGCUUUGUCAGAUAUAAAAUCUUCCCAGUCUGCUCAGAGCAUUUCUACCGUAACAGCUCCAUUUGAAACAUCACACCUGUAGAUUAAAAUAGGAGAAUGACACACGCAUUAUCUGACUUUUUUUUCCUAGUGGAGAAAUUAAGAUGGAAAGGUAAGUUUAUUCCUAAGCCUGUAUGUAGUUCCACUUCUCAAGAGCCAAGGAGUUACGGUAUAUGCAUGUGUGUGCGUGUGGCUGCAGGUUCCGACUCAUAGUGACCCUAUGUACAACAGAAUGAAACACUGCCUGGUCCUGCACUAUCUUCACAAUCAUUGCUAUUUUUGAGCAACAGUACAAUAUAAUACAAGAGCACUAUAUAAAAACCAGGAACUUGACAUUGAAACAAUGUAUGUGUAUCGUUCUAUGCCAUUUUAUUACAUGUGCAGAUUCAAGGAACCACCACUGCAAUCAAGAUACAGAACUAUUCCAUCACCACAAAAGAUCUCCCUUAGGCUGCCCCUUUCUAGUCAUACCUGACCCUCCCCCCUUUCCUAACCAAAACCAAACCAAACCCCCUGCUGUUGAGUGGAUUCUGACUCAUGGCAACCCUGUAGGACAGAGGAGAACUGCUGCAUAGGGUUUCCAAGGUUGUGAUCUUUACAGAAGCAGACUGCUAUAUCUUUCUCCCAAGGAGCAGCUUGUAGGUCCGGACAGCUGACCUUUCGUUUAGCAGCCAAGCACCUAACCACUGCGCCACCAGGGCUGUAUUCCCCAUCCCUAACCCUUGCUAACUACUCAUUUGUUCUCCGCCUCUAUAAUUUUGUUCUUUAAAACAUGCAGUUUCCUGAAGAAAACAGAUUGGCACCUGUAGUUUUCACAGAAUUUCAAGCUCGAAGGAGUGGUCCCUCCAGCCCUGUCUUUCGUGCCCCAAUUCCCUCUACAACCCCCAGGGACAGAUGACCCAAUAACAAUGUGGUGAAACCCAUGUGAAAUUGUGCACUGCAGAUUAGUAAAUAAACACAAGUAAGCCCGUGAGCACCUUACUUACUGGUUAAUCCGCCCCUGCAUCCAGCCCCUACCACACACAAGCCAGAACCUUCGCCAGGAUUUUAGGAGUGUUGAGGUAUUUGUUUUAAAUAUUUGGAAUGUGAACAUAGUUUCCUUCCAUAAGCUUAUUCAAUAAUUAGCAAAACUCUUACUUUUCCAUUAUGUGAUCCAAAAUGUCCUCUCACCUACUGUCCUGUCCCAAACUGAAGUAAUCUUUUUUUUUUUCUGUUCCUUUUACCUAGUGAGAGGAAUGAGAUACACGGAGCCUGGAAGGCUCACAGAGAAUUCCAGAAAUCCCUUAACUAUAGAUUAGUCUGACCUGUAGCAUUUGGAGCCUUUCAAAUUGAGAUGAUUCACUGGUGGAAUUUAUGUCCUGGGCUGACUGAAGUCAAGAUAUCUACUAGGGCCUUUCAUGAGAGAACCCGUCCAGCAGGCCAACUCCCCAGGACUCCAUUAUGGGAAAGAGAGGGCACUCUACCACUCAUCUUGGUAACAUCAGAAAAUAAUGAAUCAAAGUUAUGCUAAAACUGAAAGGGGCUAGUAGGUGAAGCUCCUAGACUAGAAGCAUCCAUGGGUAUUCCAUAAAAAAAAAAACCUAGGAUUAAUUUGGAUCCCCGUCCCCUUCCCAGUCUCUUCUGACAUCUUAGUUCCACUCAGCAGGAACCUAACUUGCUCUUUACUUCACAAAGAGUACUCAACCGGACAGUGGCACACACACAAAUCUUGACUCAGACCCACUAAAAAUACUCAAACCAGCUGCCAAGGAGUCAAUUCCGUGGCAACUGGUGGCUAACCUUACAAAGGUAGUCAUUUAGAUACAAAGAGAGCUUAGAAAAAUCUUCUUUGUGAAAGCUUUCGUGGGAAGGUACAAUGAGUACAUUUUUUUGAAAAAAUUCUGCUUUGAAAAUGUUCUUCAGUGUUUAGAGGAACAUUCUUAAAAUAACCUUUAACCUCUUAUCUAUUUUCCCUUAGGUGGUUUUUUUUGUUUGUUUUUUUUCCUUUUGGUCUAUUUGACUCAAUUCUUAGCAUUGUUCAUUAUAAUUUUUUAGCAUGAGGGUGAGGUUGGCCAUAAAAUAUUAUUCAGUCCUUUAGCAGAUGGGAUAAAGUGAUCUAGUUACCCACAUGGCAGAGGAGAUGCACUAAGGACCUGGGUUCAUGCACGAAGAAAAUUGACUUUGUUGAGCCAACACUAGGUCCACUCUUUUCAGUAGUAUGGCUGUUUCACAACAGCAAGUUGUGUCUGGGUCAUGUGGUUGUAAAGUAGAGUUAAUCCUAACCCACGUCAGCAGGCAGGUGUACGUGCCUCUUCCACCUCUUCUUUUGUGUGUGCGUGCGUGUGCGUGUGUGUGCAUGCGUGUGUGGUUGCACGCGCACAUAUGUGUGCGUGCAAACUGCCCUGAGCCAGAUCCCUGGGGUUCUGAGCUGAGAACUUUAUCAGGUUCCAGCCGGAGGCUAAUUAUUCAUCAAAUCAUCUCACUGCAAAACCAAGUAGCCACGUUGAUCUGCUAAUGCAGGUCUCUAGAGUCAUUAGGGCAGAGAACGAGAGGGAAAUGUCUUCAUCUUGGCCCAGGAUUACAGGGGAGAAGUUUCUGAGAUCUAAUGAGUUUCUGCUAA